AUGGGAGAAGAAUUCCAAGAAUCCGAGGUCAUUUUCCCGGAAAAUACUGCAGCCAACCACGAUGACUACCACUUCCCAGCUCAUUCAAAUUCACCCAAUAAACCCAAUACCAAGAAGAAGAAGAAUAGUUCACUUCCGGUCAAUAUCAGGCAAAAUGUUCCCGGAGAUUCGCGUUUUCAGUGCGUGGAAUCCGAUUCCUUCGACAACGACGGAGAGAUGGUGCCCCCUCACGUGAUCGUCGGCCGCCGAAUUGCCGGUAAAAUGGAGUUCUCAGUUUGCACUGGGAAUGGGAGGACUCUCAAAGGACGAGACUUGAGCCAAGUCAGAAAUUCAAUUCUAAGGAUGACUGGUUUUCUUGAAACGUGA
This is a messenger RNA of Cornus florida, 366 nucleotides long. Its product is annotated as protein S40-1-like. The record is from RefSeq and is a predicted model, not a curated record. The transcript has a single exon. The coding region runs from base 1 to 366 and encodes 121 amino acids. NCBI's taxonomy places the organism in Eukaryota, Viridiplantae, Streptophyta, Magnoliopsida, Cornales, Cornaceae.